Messenger RNA from Echinostoma caproni, 2091 nucleotides. The record is from the annotation of a GenBank genome assembly. Lineage: Eukaryota; Metazoa; Platyhelminthes; Trematoda; Plagiorchiida; Echinostomatidae.
AUGGGUGAUGUAGCUUCGGGGAUGGGCAGCUGUGUUGCCCAAACCUAUCUAAAAGAUACAUUGGAAACUUUCUUCUCUCCUUUCGUCACGGUUCGCCUCACUGCGUUAUCUGUUGUAGCGACCAUAUUGCGUCAAGGUUUGAUUCAUCCUGUGCAAACCGUGCCGUAUCUGAUCGCUAUGCAAACUGAUCUCGAUUCUAAUGUCCGUGUGAAAGCGGAUGCACAAUUGCAAGAGAUUGAUCAUAAGUUUCCUGGCUUCAUCAGUAUGCGUGCGAUCCAAGGUGUGAAUUACUCCUACCGACUUCAGUAUAUCCUGCAUCCGGAGACCUUGGAAGUGGUUUGCCAAAAGGCAAAAUCAGUCACCGUCGGAUCACAGUCUAUGCAGUCACCUGAUUCAACUAAUAAAUCCCUCGCUUCGUCUCAGUCCACACGACGCAGCGCUCGCAACAAAACGGCUAGUGACUCAGAUACGAUCGAUUCUAACUGUGUUGAACAGCCCCGAGUUUCCAAGCCGAGCAGCGAACAAACUACCUCUAAUCCAGACUCUUUGGAAAGUCUGUUCGAAACGAUCCGCGGUACGCGCGAUCCACUGAGUGAUAUUCCAGCAGCACUCAAUUCCAACCUUUACGCUAUGUUACGGGGAAACCGAGGUCAACGUCGGUCCCUAUUGAGUGGGUUGAUUGCUCUGUUCGAUGAGUCUCAGACUAGUGGAACUCGGGUUAUGCUGAGCCAACUUAUUUAUGUUGCCGAUAAUCUGGCACACUUUCCUUACCAAUGCCAAGAAGAGCCUUUAUUUGUUGUGCAUCAUAUUGAUCUCAUGGUCAGUAUGUCCGGUUCAGGUGUGCUCCAGAGUGUUCGGGAAGCUUUGUUCCCCGAGUUAAAAGCCGCAUUAGAAGAAGCGUUGGCCGCUCAAGCAGAGGCUGAGGCCAAAAAUCGCGCCCAAACAGAAAUGCAGCUGCGAGCUGAACUACACAUGCAACAAGUCGCGUCAGCAGAAGCGAUUGCGCGUGGGGAUCACGCUACCGCUGAGCACUACGCUGAACAGAUUCAGGAAACAUUGCAAAAAUUGAACAACUUAGCUACAUUGAAUCCCGCAGCCGCUACCGGAAUUACCAGCAGCAUGAAUGAGUUACGCUCAGCCGCCCUUGUCGGUCGCGAUUCCAUGCCUCACGUCGAUCUUGGUCCGCUAGAAGAAGAAGAAGAGGAUGCUAAUGCCAUGUUGAUGCGACUGGCAGACUCACGAAGCACUGCUUUACCUAUCGUUCGUGAUGCCAUCCGAGCCAGUCGGGCCUGUGUACUUCUGUUGACUUUGAAACAGUAUUUGAAAGAAGUAUACAGUAUAACAGACAGUAAAAUUCAGCGGUACUCACCCACAGACAGUCCAAAGCUCUGGGAAAGACCACUCACGCGAAGAGCGGGGAUACGGUUCAACCCAGGCCCAUGUUUACAAGCUGCAGCAGCAGAAGUACACAAACUGCGAUCUAAUGCUUCCAAACUGGCAGAACGUAAAGAGUCAGAAGGCAAGGAGAUUGCUCCAACUGCUUGGCCACCGGUUCUAGACGAUAUUGAUGAGCCUGGUGCGGAGGAGCGCUUUGAUGGUGAGAUGCAAUCCCUCGUUCAUGAUUAUCUUGAGUUCCGGAAACUCAUACUCACCAUUGACCCACCUGGCGAGGAUGACAUAGACGAUUUGAACACGUCUUUAACCACUCCUGCCCCCGCACAAACUACGGUGGGCGCUUCCACUCAACCUGUGAUCGAUCAACAAGCAACUACCCAGCCUCUGCAAUCUGCUGCCUCAUCGCGAUUCCGACCCAGUAGAACCCUUGUUCCCCAGUCUCACAAAUCAUCGGAUGAGGAAAACGACUCAGAUGAUUCAAACGCUGGUGGAGCAUCACGCCUUAUGUUGGCCCAAUCUGCACCAGCGAAAAAGCGCAAACCAACCACCAGUCUUCGUACGCCAGGCCGAGCUAUGAAUAGUCGCCCGGUUCGACAAAAACGUAAACGGCGACGGCGCUGGACGGCCCAUGGUAGCUCCAGUGGGGAAGAAAGCGAAUCUGGUGCAGAGACAGAAGUGUCUGACCCGGACUAUUGA